Oryzias melastigma (Indian medaka) is the source of this 3573-nucleotide messenger RNA. RefSeq lists its product as uncharacterized. The transcript has 4 exons. Bases 318 to 1847 code for a protein of 509 amino acids. Gene Ontology annotation, cellular component: nucleus. Lineage: Eukaryota; Metazoa; Chordata; Actinopteri; Beloniformes; Adrianichthyidae. Gene Ontology annotation, biological process: negative regulation of circadian rhythm; negative regulation of DNA-templated transcription. The record is from RefSeq and is a predicted model, not a curated record.
ACACGUGCGUCCGCACGGGAUUGGCCAACGCGCCGGCGUUACGUCAAGCGCUCGCGGUUGAGUCGGAGAAGCGCACAUUUUCAAUGACACCGGCGGGCGUGGCCACGCAAACGAACGCGGAGCUCCGCGGACAUGACCGCCGCGUCCGCGAGCACCACGGCGUUCGUAGAGCCUCCGUGGGAGAUGCGUGGACUCGGGGAGCGUGAGUGACUGACACCCGCGUGACUCCGUCCAGGACUGGAGGGUAGAGCCGGGGGGGAGCAGCCGGGAGCGACAUGACAGUUCUCACCCAGAGGAGGAAACGCUAAAGCUCUGAUAUGCCAAAGGAGCAGAGUCAUUCAGGGGAGUUUACUUCCUGCAGCAGCUCAAAGAAUGCCAAAGAAAAGAGCAACUGCGCUACCUUGCGAGCCUCUCUGGCUGGAAACCACAGGAACCUGAGUGGAAUGGGUGAUAUGAGCAAACACAUGCUGUGUUGUGACUCUGAGAAGGACUCUGGGUAUUCAGAGGCUGGCUCUGAUGACCAGCACAGCAGUGACAGGGAGCCUAAGAGGGCCAGCAGUCUAACCUCCAGCAGCUCCACUCCCCAUGAGGAGCUGACCCCCAUCUAUAUCUUCAAAAACCUGCAGUCUGGAGCAGACCAACUUCUGCAUGGCCCCCUUUCAUGGGCUGGAGGUUGGCAGAGCCUCACUGGUGGAAAGGCAGCCGCUCAGCUUGUACUGAUUCAGCAGCCAGUGGUGCCCGCCCCUUCGACCUCAAACCUGACAUCAUGCUCCUCUCUGACACCAAGACAAGCCCACGCCAAAAGAGGAGGAAACCGCACCAAUCUCCCCAACAACAACAAGAACUCCUACCUGCCCAUUCUGAAUUCCUACCCCCGCAUUGCUCCCCACCCUGGAAAGGAGAUCCCUGAGGGAAAAGGUGCUGCCCCAGCAACAGGACUCAAGGAAAGUGGCAGUGAAGGCCAAAGCCAGAGCAAAAGAGUUCGUACUGAGGAAGAGAAGAGGGAGGAUCCGCUGAUUGGCCAUCUGCCGCGACCUGAGCAGCAGCACAGGGAGGCUAAAGGAGUUCACAACUGCUUGCCUGGCUGCUGCAGCUGUCAACCAAAACCUCAGCAUAAUCGCCAAAAAUCUCACAGCACAGGAUCUCCAUCCGUCUCGAGCUCCCAGACUCCAUCGCCGCCCUCUUCAUCUGACUCUUCUACCUCCCCUUCCUCUUCAUCUCCUCCUUCUUCAACUGCUCACAGCCCAGAUUGUCCAGGACCAGACAGCACAUCCACGCGCCAGCGCCGGUUUCUCAACACAGCAGAGAUUCUCAACCAGUCAGGUCUGCUCGCCAUCACCCUCCGGACCAAGGAACUGCUGAAGCAGAACGCUGCUACAGAGCGAGAAAUCCUCCAGCUGCGCCAGCACACCCAGCUGCUGUGCCACAUCGCACAAGCCAGUCAAAGCAGCAGCAACCACAAUCCAGGCAAGCUCAACAAACUCUUCCAGGACAUGAAUGCGUCAGGCUCCUAUCCCACUUUGGACCUGGACCACGUGAAGGCGCAGAGCAGCGGGAUCAGCCAGCAGAGCAGGAUCAGAGAUGAGGAAGACGUUCACACGAGAGUCACGACAACAAACGGCAGCCCUUCACGCGUGGUGUCCCUGUACCACACGUAUGAUGGAGUCUCACCCCCUUCUCCACUAUUUGCCCCCUCACCUGACAUAGAGGAGGUGCCCUGUGAGCCGGAGUCCAGCUCAAACACUGUUUCCGCUCUCGUUCCAGCACCUGGGCAGGAAUUGGGACUGCCCUUAGAGAAAGUUGCUUCUAGAUUUUCAGACAACUCUGGACUCGGCUGUCUCCUGUAGCAUCUUUUACUAAACGACAAGUUGAAUUUUUGCUCUAAUUGAUUGGCUUUUUUAGAUGACCACUCAUUAUUUAAGAGACGAUUAAAAAUACAUAUUGCUUUUUGUUUUUGACUAAUGUAUAUUUGUGCCUUCAAAUCUUUUAUCAGCCAAUUUAGCUGAGUGUAGCAUUGUCAUGACCCCUGAAGUUUGUUGUGCAGAUUCUCAAAUAUUUUUAUGCCAUAGAAGGAAAGUACACUUAAGCUGGUGUUCAUCCUAGUAAAAUAAAAAUUUUAUUGUCCAACCUUUGUUCACAGUGAGUGACAGUAGCUCAUCUAAUCCUGCUCUAUAGGUGUACAAAGCAAAAAUAGGUAACACUUUUUGCAGUCUGUUUUUUACAGUGUAAUGCUAAAAUGCUGCAGAAUUUCCUGAUUCUUUCUGCUCAUAUUGUGAUUGUUGCUCAAUAGUUGCACAAUGCUCUUAAAAUGAGCUACAGACGUCUGGAUUUUAUGAGAAUGGCAGUGUGACUUUUGACAUCUAUGUUUGAUUUUUAAACUGUCAAAUUCUAGGAAACACUACAUUUUUUGUAAGACCCAGAGCAGUUAUGUGAUCUUUUAUCUGAUGAAGAUUUUGAAACUAUGCGCACAUUUUUUUUUAGUGUAAGCAGCAAUAAGAAAAAGCUAUCAAACUGCUGUAGUGCAGCUGCCCCUGGCACUUUCAGCUCUUAGUAGCUAUUGUAAUUGCAUCAGAACUGUACAGUGACCCCAGAUGUAAAUAUCAUAAUCAAACAUUUGUGCCAUUUUUAUUUGCACUUUUUCUGUUUUUUUUCCUCCCUUUUCUAGUCAACCGAUCUUUGAAUGAAUGUUUUGUUUGUUCAACCCUUUAAUCAGAUUAUUAAAGCAUAAAAUGGUCUAUUGUGACAUUUGUAUUCCAAUUUUCCCAUUCAUUAAGGGCUUAGGCAAUAGUUGUUUUUUCCGAAUCAGUUCAAAUCAAGCUACAUCUCGUUUCUGCAUAGUUUGGGUUAAUUCAGUUGCAGCAAAAAAUAUGUAGUUUUGAUUACCUGCUAGAAAUAGUUACUGGUUAUUCUUUCCAUAUACAUUUUCAUAGAUUUGAUAGUAGAUUUCAUCUUACUCCAUAAGAACUCAUUUUUCCCUUUAAAAUGAAAAUUGUAUGAGAUAUACCACAGACCAAGUGGACCACAGAGCACAUUUUAGAUUUUUUUUCUGUUACACUGACGUCACUAUAAUAAUAAUAAUAAUAAUACUUGGUAAUCAAAGAAAGUUUUAUUGUUUUGAUUUUUUUUAAUCUUUAGAAAUUUUAUGACGUUUCUGACGUUUUUUUAAGGACUUAACAAAGACAUUCUCUUUUCUCGAAUGGGCAAGCACAUUUGCUCAUUACCAUGACUGCAACCUAAUUUCACAAAUUGCAUCAAGUAAGGUUAAAUAAUUUCCAUAAAAGGCUCUGUUUUAAUUGUGGCCCAUGGUUUUCCUGAUAUCUUUUCAAUUAAAUACUGAUAGACUUUUCUGCCAACAGAAUUGUUGCUGGUUGUGCUUUUCUGUAGUAUUUGCUCCUUAGAGAUUUGUGAUGUGUUGGUAUCGAACUUUGCAUCUACAGGACAGUUUAACGAAGACAUUUUAAAAUUGUGUCUUGAUUAAUUUUGAUUGUACAACACUGGUUGUAUAUCAGAAAUGAGUCUGUUAGUAUCUUUAAGCGUCAUCUUAAACAAUAAACCUGCUUCCACUCUCUGAAA